Ilyonectria robusta is the source of this 1026-nucleotide messenger RNA. RefSeq lists its product as uncharacterized. The transcript has a single exon. Gene Ontology annotation, molecular function: oxidoreductase activity, acting on NAD(P)H. The annotation marks the transcript as partial. NCBI's taxonomy places the organism in Eukaryota, Fungi, Ascomycota, Sordariomycetes, Hypocreales, Nectriaceae. The record is from RefSeq and is a predicted model, not a curated record.
AUUAGGAAGAUCACCGAUAAAUAUCAACCCGAGGACUCUCAGUUUCUUAUAAAGGUUGAAUAUUCCGGUAUCAAUCCCGCUGACAUCAAACAUCUUACCCUGGGACUUCACUCCUCCGUUGCUGGCUAUGAUUUGUCUGGAGAGGUCAUCUCAGCAGGCCCGAGCUCGAAAUUCAGAGCCGGCGACAAAGUGUUUGGCUCAAACCCGGCUAGCCCGAAUCGACCUCUCUACCAGGGCGCUCAUCAGGACUUCGUGAUUGCAGAUGGGCCUGAUUUCUACAAGGUGCCAUUACAGCGAGUGACCAUGGUUGAAGCAGCUACAUUAUCUGUAGUGACCCACACUGCUGCCGAUGGACUUUUCAACAUCCUAGGUCUCGCGUUUCCGUCAGCUGGCUUUGAUGGAACCGAAAAGCAGAGCCUUCUGAUUUGGGGCGCCGGAAGCGCGGUUGGCGUAUCUGCUGUGCAACUGGCCAAGGCCGCAGGACACGGUCCGAUAUUUGUGACCGCAAGCGCGAAGCAUCAUCCCACCCUGAAGGCUCUGGGGGCGGAUAGCUGCUUUGAUUAUCACGACGAAGAUGUCGUAGAACAAGUGAGGGAGGCAGUUCGGAAGAGUAGUAAGAGGUUGAGUCACGCGUUUGACACUGUCGGCGCAGGGGUGUUCGGCCCGGAUGAGGCACUCGAAAAGAGUAGCCCGGCGCUUGUUAUAAGGUGCGCUCAAGGAAGCGUGAAUGACGAAGGGCCAGAGGGGAAGUUUGUGUGUGUAUUGCCCGUUCGUGGGGAUAAAAGAUGGAAAAUUUGUGCGGCAUUGAGGUCUAAGGACUUCACCAUGUUUGGAGCCAUGGAGUCAGAGGAUUGGCCAGUCAGGAUUAAAAAAGCAAUGAACUGGGUGUGUGACAACUACGGAGCUGGAAAGUUUCAGGUUCCAAAUGUGCGGGUUGUUCAAGGGAUAUCACAGGCUAUAGAGGGAAUGAAAUGGAGUGCUGAGGGACGAAGCAGCUUGGAGAAGAUCGUUGUCAAGCACCCUAUA